Molecule: messenger RNA, 1206 nt
Organism: Geodia barretti
Lineage: Eukaryota; Metazoa; Porifera; Demospongiae; Tetractinellida; Geodiidae
Source: the annotation of a GenBank genome assembly
AUGACGCAACCUACCAGUGGCAAGGCCGACCGCCCGGCGCCUUCCGGCCCAAGCGACCCGGAACGCAGCGUGCAGACCCGCAUGGAGAAGCUCGGCCAGCUGCGCGAACGAGGAAUCGAGCCGUUCGCCUACAACUACGCGCGGACCGACCGCGCGCGCGCGGUCGCGUCCGCCUUCGAAGCCGCGGAGGCGGCGGGAGCGCUCUCGGAGCGGGGGCAGGGGGAGGAAGUGCGCAUCGGCGGUCGCAUGGUCGCGUUCCGCGGUCACGGCAAGAGCGCCUUUGCCGAUCUGGAAGACGGCUCCGGGCGCAUCCAGGUGUAUUUCCGCAGGAACCUGGUGGGAGCGCAGGCUUUCGAGAACCUGGAUCUCCUCGACCUGGGAGACUGGAUCGGCGCACAGGGCCGGCUCUUCCGCACGCGCAUGGGCCAGAUCACGGUACAGGUCAGCGCCUGGACGCUGCUUACGAAGUCGCUGCGGCCGCUUCCACUGGGCAAGACAGAAGUGGACAGCGGGACCGGGGAACGCACCACGCACAGCGGCUUCGCCGACACCGCGGCGCGCUAUCGCCAGCGCUACGCCGAUCUGGCGGUCAACCCGGAGGUGCGGCAGGUCUUUCGCGCCCGCUCGCGGAUCGUGACCACGGCACGCCGUUUCCUGGACGCCCACGGCUUUCUCGAGGUCGAGACGCCGGUGCUGCAACCUCUCUACGGGGGCGCGACGGCUCGUCCCUUCGUCACUCGUCACCACUCUCUCGACACACGGCUCUUCCUGCGCAUCGCCGACGAACUCUAUCUGAAGCGGCUCAUCGUGGGCGGCUUCGAGCGCGUGUACGAAUUGUCCAAGGACUUCCGCAACGAGGGUCUGAGCCGGUUUCACAACCCCGAGUUCACGAUGCUCGAGUUCUACCAGGCGUUUGCCGACUACCACGACAUGAUGGCGCUGGUGGAGGAGCUCGUGACGGAGAUCGCGACCGAGGUCACGGGGGAUGCCAUCGUGACCUACCAGGGUGAGCGCAUUUCACUGGUCCCCCCGUUCAAGCGCAUCCGGCUCAUGGAGGCACUGGGCGCAGCCCUCGGCGAAGACCCUCUGGAGAUGGACGACGAGGCGCUCUCGACGCGGGCGACGCUGAUCACAUCGCCUUUCUCUCUACCCUCGAUUCUCUUACAUGGGCGCGGGGCGGGGAAGGCUCAUCGACAAGCUUUUUGA